Fonsecaea monophora is the source of this 864-nucleotide messenger RNA. RefSeq lists its product as hypothetical. Bases 1 to 864 code for a protein of 287 amino acids. The record is from RefSeq and is a predicted model, not a curated record. Lineage: Eukaryota; Fungi; Ascomycota; Eurotiomycetes; Chaetothyriales; Herpotrichiellaceae. The transcript is spliced from 2 exons.
AUGACCCGAUCUGACUUCGAUCACCUGGAAAAGUCCUAUAGAGAGCAGCGAACAGAACUUCAGGCCAUGACCCUCCAAUUGAGGAAGAUUGGCCUGACUGCAAAUAAACCGCAGCAAGAUGUCGCAGCUAGAAAGGAGAAUCAAACGAGUCUCCAAAACGAGGUGGUCCAGGAAAAAGCAAAGUCCACCCAGUUAGAGGCUGACAACAAGACCAUGGCUAUCUACAUAGCCCGACUCAAGAGCGAGAACAUGAAGCUCAAAAGAACAAAUGCAAUGCACGUCGCUCAUCAGCAACAAAAGAUGAAAGCUAUGCCCGUGGGCCUGAUUGAGAUGGUGAUGGCGGAGCACGCCCAGCUCUUGGAAGCGAAUAGGGAGCUGAAGCAACAGAACGAGACCAUGGCGGCCGAAAAUGCCCGGCUGCAGCGACUUCAGAGCGAGCAGGGCCAACAUGUCAAGGAGCUGGAGCAGCAUGUCGCCACCCUGGAACUCAACCAGCAGCGCAAGAGAUAUCACCUUGAGGCGUGCCGAGCGAAAAUCGGGAAAUUGACAGAUACCUAUCUGUACAAUGCCGGCGGCACUAAGGAGGGGAAACCAUACAAGGACUUGAACCAAGUUUACCCCGUGUUCCUGAACGUCUUCGCCGAACUUGAGGCGGGCUUACUCUACUGUCUGAUGGUCUCGGACGAUAACAACUCGGAUUCCAGUCCCAGCGAGCAAGCCCGCCUUGCCUUGGACAGGGUUUUCGAAUCUGAUCCGGUCUUCAGUGAUUACCUGGGGGACGAAGCUCGAGUCAAGAUGAAGGAAGAGCUCACGAACAUCUUCCACGACGGGCUCGAGCUCUUUGGACGGGGAGGCAUAUUCUAA